Messenger RNA from Penicillium expansum, 561 nucleotides. Its product is annotated as RNA recognition motif domain-containing protein. Lineage: Eukaryota; Fungi; Ascomycota; Eurotiomycetes; Eurotiales; Aspergillaceae. The transcript is spliced from 6 exons. The record is from RefSeq and is a predicted model, not a curated record. Gene Ontology annotation, molecular function: RNA binding. The coding region runs from base 1 to 561 and encodes 186 amino acids.
AUGUCUAAGCUCUUUGUUCACGGCCUUUCUUGGCAUACUAGCGAUGACACCUUGCGCGAGGGUUUCCAGCAAUUUGGUGAGAUCCAAGAAGCUAUUGUCGUGAAGGACCGUGCGACUUCGCGCAGCCGCGGCUUCGGCUUUGUCCGCUUUGCUACUGACGCCGAGGCGGAUGCUGCUUUGGGCGCCAUGAACAACCAAGAAUUUGACGGACGGGUCAUUCGCGUUGACAAGGCGUUUGACCGCCCCCAACGCACCGAAGGUGGCUUCCAGGGCCGUGGUGGAUACAAUUCUCAGCCCCAAUCUAGUUACCAGCCUGGUGCUGGUGGCCCUGGUGGUUACGCUGGCUACAACAAUGGCGGGUACAACAAUGGCGCUGCCCCUGGUGGAUACGGUGGGGGCUACAACCGUGGUUACAACAACACCUACGCCCCUAGCGGCCCCGCUGGUUACAGCGCAGGUGGUCCUGGCGGUUAUGGUGGUGGCCCAAACACCGGGUACGGGGGUGGUGGAGGCUGGCGCGGGAACAACCACGAGCACGCUCCCCAAGACGGUCACCAGUAG